Messenger RNA from Camellia sinensis, 1764 nucleotides. Lineage: Eukaryota; Viridiplantae; Streptophyta; Magnoliopsida; Ericales; Theaceae. The record is from RefSeq and is a predicted model, not a curated record.
UACGCAAUGCAUUGUGCAUAGCGGAUCCAUGCUUAGUUGGUACGUCAAUGGGGAAUAUUGUAGAUCACUAGUCCCCUGUGUUUGCCUUUUAAAAUUAACUUCUCUUGAACUAUUGAUCGAAGAAGUUUAUCACCACUAUAUAUAGUAUAUGUAUAUGUUUGUUGUUGGAGUCAUUCUCUGUCAUUGUAUAGCCAUCUGAGCUCUGACACACACACAGAAACACAUUGAGUCAGAGUUGUUCAUAAAACCGAAAUACGUAGGCAUUGUGUCCAUUAUCCAUAUCACCACUUAUUUUUGCUAUAAAAAACUACUCUUUAUAGAAUUUGCUCUUUGCUGUAAAAAAAAACUACUUGUCUUUGUCUGGAAAGGCAACCAGCUUAGCUGUGCUUCAAUUUUUUUUCUUUUUUUAGAAUUAGUGAAACUAGAAGACUCAGCGAUUAUGGCAGAUAUUGUCACUGGGCCUUUCAUAUCCUUUGUGGUAGAAAGGCUUGGCAAUGUGCUCAUCCAAGAAGCCAAAUUGUUGCGUGGGGUAAAGGGCCAGGUCGAUGAAAUGCAAACCGAGUUAAAGCGGAUGCAAAGCUUUUUGAAAGAUGCAGCUGCAAGGCAAGAAGGAGGAGACGAGAUGGUCCGCAACUGGGUUGUGGAGAUCAGAGAAGCUGCUUAUGAUGCAGAGGAUGUAAUUGACACGUACAUCAUCAAAGUUGCAUUUAGGAGGAGAACAGGUAUCCUCAAUGUCUUCAUGAGGUUCUCUUGUGUGAUCAAGGAUUGUAUAGCCAUCCAUAAGGUUGGGGUUGAGAUUGAGUCCAUCAAAACCAAGAUCUCUAGCAUCACGGCAAGUUUACAAAAACAUGGUGUAAGAGCAACAAGUGAAGGAGAAAGCUUGAGUUCUUCUAGGUAUGAGACGCAACGACUGCUAAGGAAGUCUUAUCCUCAUAUCAUGGAGGAGGACAUUGUCGGCCUAGAUAAAGACUUGACAGAAAUAGUAGAACAUUUGGUGAAGGAAGAGAGACAAUGCCGAGUUGUUUCCAUUUGGGGGAUGGGUGGUCUUGGCAAGACCACCCUUGCUAAGGAAGUUUACCAUCACAAUGAUGUCAGGCGUCAUUUUGAUUGUUUUUCCUGGGCUUUUAUAUCUCAACAAUGUAAUCUUAGAGAAGUUUUGGAAGGGAUUCUAAUCGGGCUUACCUCUCCGUCCCUCGACAAGAGGAAAAAAAUCAAAAUAAUGAAACUUGGUGAGCUAGUUGAGGAACUUUUUCAAGUCCAAAGUCAGAAGAAAUGUUUGGUGGUUAUCGAUGACAUUUGGAAGGCUCAAGAUUGGGAAAUUUUGAGUCCGGCCUUCCCGAAUAAAAAAGAUGCAAGUAGCAAAAUACUGCUAACUACUCGCAAAAAAGAAGUUGCUUCAUACGCUGAUCAACCGCAUGAACUGAGGACUUUAACUGAAGAUGAGAGUUGGAAAUUGUUUGAAAAGAAAGCAUCUACAGAAUUUGAGCCGAGCACUGAAAUGAUGGAGUUAGGGAAGGAAAUGGUGAAGCACUGUGGGGGUCUACCGUUGGCCAUUGUGGUAUUAGGAGGACUUCUAGCAAACAAGCACAAGAUGGAGGAGUGGAAAGAGAAAAAUUAGUUCAAAUGUGGAUGGCUGAAGGCAUUGUGUCAUCAUCAGUACCACCAGCACAAGUAGGAGAAAUGGAGGUAGAAAAGACAACGUUGGAUGUUGGAAUGAGUUAUUUAAGUGAACUAGCACAGAGAUGCAUGGUUCAAGUCCAAUUA